Rhinocladiella mackenziei CBS 650.93 is the source of this 1719-nucleotide messenger RNA. RefSeq lists its product as uncharacterized. Gene Ontology annotation, cellular component: membrane. Gene Ontology annotation, biological process: carbohydrate transport; transmembrane transport. NCBI's taxonomy places the organism in Eukaryota, Fungi, Ascomycota, Eurotiomycetes, Chaetothyriales, Herpotrichiellaceae. The record is from RefSeq and is a predicted model, not a curated record. Bases 1 to 1719 code for a protein of 572 amino acids. Gene Ontology annotation, molecular function: carbohydrate:proton symporter activity. The transcript has 4 exons.
AUGGGUCGGCGUCGAAGGGUCGCGGGUUUGGGUUCACAUCCGGCAGAACUAACCGCUGCAGACGUGCGAACACAAGCAGCCUAUAAGAACAGAUGGACAACGGCCAUCCACAACCCCGGACUACUCUUCAUUGCCUUCUUUGCCUCAUUUGGCGGCUUCGAAUAUGGCUACCAGCAGGGCGUCCUCGGUCAAUCCUUUGUGAUGACUCGCUAUAUGGAUAACUUCCCUUCAGUGGUGGCAUCGGCGAGUGCGAAAGGCUGGCUCACCUCGGUUCUACAACUAGGGGGGAUCCUGGGCUCACUGACAGCCGGAAUCUUUGGCGAGGUCUUUUCCCGGAAAUACACCAUGUUUUCAGCGUGCUGCUGGGUUGUCCUUGGUUCGUACUUGUACUGCGGUGCAUCCUAUCAUCGACCCCAGCUGUUGUAUGCCGGACGGUUUUUCACUGGCCUUGGUGUUGGCACGUUCAGCGGUGUAGGCCCUCUUUACAAUGCCGAGAUUUCCCCGCCCGAGAUGCGCGGCUUCAUUGUCUCUUUCUACCAAUUCGCCACAAUCCUAGGUAUUAUGCUGUCGUUCUGGAUCGGCUACGGGAGUAACUACAUUGGCGGCAUCGGCGACACUCAGUCGAACCUGGCCUGGAGGCUCCCUUCCAUUAUUCAAGGCAUCCCAGCGGCCAUCCUUGCUCUUGGAAUCUGGUGGCUGCCCUUCUCGCCCCGUUGGUUGAUCAAAAAAGGCCGUGAUGAGAAGGCCAUCUGGACAUUGGGCAAGCUGCGCCAGUUGCCAACUGAACACGAACUGAUCCAGAUCGAGUACAAGGAGAUCAAAGCCGAGUGCCUGUUCGAGCAGCGCGCUUUCGCGAAGAACUUUCCUCUACUAGCAGCCAAGGAAGAGGCUAACGUCUGGAUCAGUGAAGUGGCCCAGUACUGGAACAUCAUCCGCACCAAGGACCACUUCAAGCGUGUCGCCACCGCCUGGCUGGUCAUGUUCUUCCAGCAGUGGUCCGGCAUCGACGCCAUCAUCUACUAUGCCUCCAAUGUCUUCAUCAGUUUGGGCUUGACGGGCGGCACUCAGGCCCUCCUCGCGACCGGUGUCACGGGCGUCGUCUUUUUCGUCUGUACACUGCCAGCCAUGGCCGUGAUCGACAAAUUUGGCCGCAAACCUAUGCUUAUCUGGGGCAGCGUGGUCAUGUGGAUAUCCAUGGUCAUCCCAGGAAUCAUCGUUGCAAAGUUCCAGCACGAUUGGGCGGCCCAUACUGCUGGCGCCUGGACUGCUGUUACCUUUAUCUGGAUCUACGUCGGCGCGUUCGGCGCAACCUGGGGCCCCGUCUCGUGGACUCUUGUCGCCGAAAUCUUCCCUCUCUCGAUUCGAUCCAAGGGCGCCUCCAUCGGCGCCUCGAGUAAUUGGGUUAACAACUUUGCAGUCGCCUUCUACGUCCCGCCCAUGUUCGAGACUUGGGAAUGGGGCACGUACAUCUUUUUUGCGGUAUUUCUCGCUGGCGGCAUCGUAUGGGUAUGGUAUUGCUUACCGGAGACCAAGGGUGCGACUCUUGAGGAGAUGGACCGCGUUUUCAACAGUCACACCGGCGCAGAGGAUGCCGCUAUGCUUGCCGAAGCCCGCCGUGACGUUGGAAUCGACUCGAACCUCGAUCUAACCGCUAUUCGCCGCACCAGCGCCGCCAAAGAAGAGAGCCACGAGGUGAAGACUGAGGUUGAAACAGCUUAA